AGCUUGUCAAUGUAACGGUCACAGCACAUGUAGUCCCGACCAACCAGAUGUUUGCACUGAAUGCACGGGUGGUACGAGUGGCUCCAAGUGCAGUUUGUGUGAUGGGCUCUAUUAUGGUGACCCCUCCAAUGGCAGAAACUGCACAGCUUGUGAAUGUAAUGGACAUGCUGAAGAAUGUGAGUCAGAUGGUGAAUGUGUGUGUAAUGUUAAAGGCGUAGUUGGUUCUAACUGUGAAAGGUGUGGUUCUAUUAGUGGCUACCAAGGAGAUGCACAAAAUGAUACUUGCUUUUUUGAAAUGAAAGUGUUGGUGGAAUAUUCGUUCCCCAUCUCGUACGAAGACUCAAAGUUCAACUUAGUGUGUUGUCCAACCUUGAGCUAUGACAUUACUGUGAACGUUGAAACCAUAUAUGGUCAACCAAUUAAUAUUACCAUGACAACCAACACAACAACCUCCUAUGAAAACGAAACAAUAGUUGCCUCGUUCUCCAAUGUAAGCUCAGCUUCAGUGAGGUUUCCACAGAAAGAAUUUCACUUUGGCAACCACAAUGAUCUAAGAUGCGUGAGAAUAUAUUUAUCUGACAUACAGCAUCUACAAAAUAUGCCAGAUGCAGCUCUCUUAUUAAAAGCGUCAGUAAUACAAAAUAGCACGAGUAUUGGUCUACUUAUUGCCAUCUUUCUAUUAUGUUUUACCUCACUUGUGUUGAUCACUUCUAUUAUAUAUAAAGCUAACAAGAUAAUUAUGUCAAGAAGAAGAAGAAGGGCACAUGAAGUGAAUCUUGAAGCUCUUGCCGCCAGACCAUUCAGCUGCAUUUACUUCAGUGUUGAUCAACUUGAUAAUAGCUCAUCUCAUGAGUUGGAUGUUAUUUGUGAAGAACCUUGCUCUGAUGGUGAAGCUUCAGUUUUUACCACUGUCUUGUUUCUACCAAGUGAAACAAACAAUCCGUCUGAAGAGUCCUCGCAUUACUUUGCGUUUGGAAGCUGCAUUGGAACAACAACAACAACAACAGGCAGUGUAGUAUUUCCACAAUCAACUAAACACAAAGAAUCAAAAUUCAACUCCUUCGUCAACUCAGCCCGAUCAGUAGUAACCAUCACCCGGUCACCCAGAGAUAGAUCAGGAUUCGACAACCCAGUUUUGCAACUGGAACUGGCUGAUUAAAAUCGGUCAUAUUGUUUUACGAAAUUAUAAAAAUAUUGAAUCUUUCAUAUUGUUUUCAUAUUUGUAUUACGAAAUUUU
Molecule: messenger RNA, 1237 nt
Organism: Ciona intestinalis (vase tunicate)
Lineage: Eukaryota; Metazoa; Chordata; Ascidiacea; Phlebobranchia; Cionidae
Source: RefSeq, a predicted model, not a curated record